UAUAAUAAAUGAACCUUCCUCUUCGAUCCUUCGUUGUCUCUUAAAUUGCAACUAGGUACCGCACUCACUAGUCUCUCCAAAAACCCUAAAAAUCUGUGUUUUUCUCCCAUAAACCCCAUACGAAACAAAUCAAUGGCAGAAACCGAAAUCCCAAACGAACCCGCAUUACCCACUAAACGCAAACUCGAUGAGGAUCCAUUUCCUGAAAACAAGCAAGAAAAUCACACCAACAAAUCGCAAAAGCUUGAGUCUCUCACCAACAACUCACCAAACACCCAAGAGAAAACCACUGAUAGAACGCAAACUCUAGAAGCUUCUUUCAAUAACCAAAAUGACACCGUACAGAAAGUGGUGGAAGAAGAAGAAGAUGGUGAUGAUGAAGAUGGUGAUUAUGAAGAAGAAGAGAACGGAGAGGAAGUGUUGGUGGAUCGGAAAGGGAAAGGGAUAUUGAUUGAAGAAGAUGAAGAUGACGACUCGAGUGAUGAUGAUGGUGAUGAAUCAAGUGAAUUGGACGGUGGCGAUGAUAGUGAGGAGGCGGAGGAGGAUGAUCCAUUGGCUGAAGUUGAUUUGGAUAAUAUUUUACCGUCGAGGACUCGAAGAAAAGCGGUGCAUCCUGGAGUUUAUAUUGCUAAUGACAAUCACAUGAAUGAUGAUGAUGAUGAUGAUGACAGUGACGCGUGAUUUUAAAGCAAGACAAGUUGGUGAUGUUAUCGUAGAGGGUGUUUGCCUUCAAAACUUAGUGGUAAUGCUGAAGAGUUAAAGAGGAAGAGAUGCUAGGGGAAUUGUGUUAGUAUGUUCUUUUUGGAUGAACAAUCUAGAGGAAUACAACAAGCUAGUUUUUAAGUUGUAAUGAUGGUGAUGCUCAGUAGGAUCCUUUCCUUCUAAAGUUGGUAGGAAAAAAGAUACUUUGGUGAUUGAGAUGUGUUGGAGAAAAACAUCCACCUAGGUUGGUAACGACAUGAUAGUGUAAUAGUUUUCCUUAACCAGGCCACAAUUGGCACAUAUGAUUAAUGUUCCUCACUGAGUCUAAUUGACGUCUUGGGAAUAACAGAAAAUCCAUGAAUCCAUGAUUUAGGAAAAUGAUUAAUGAAUUUUAAUUGCUGUCUAAUAGAAGCUUUCUUCUCUUGGAAAGUAUGCCACUAAAUGCUGUCCAUUAUCAACAAAUGUCGUGACUUUCGCUAGUUCAUCUGGGUAUAGCAACUACAUUGAAUAACUCAUCUGAGUUUCAUAUACUGUUCUUCCCUGAACUGUGUUGGGGAGAGUACAGAAUGUGAUUUCAUUUUAUUUGUAAAUUAUUGGUAGCAAGUUCGAAACCCUGCAUCAGGACUUGGAAAUGAGUGGGAAAAUAUGCAAAUGCAUGGUGAUUGUUGAAUAUGAGUAAACUAUUUAUGAGAUUAUGUAGUCCUGUAAAUUAGUGGUAAAGAGGUAGGUAUAUGUACCUUUGUGUGGUUUCUUGUGGUUUAGCGAUUCU
Molecule: messenger RNA, 1471 nt
Organism: Populus euphratica (Euphrates poplar)
Lineage: Eukaryota; Viridiplantae; Streptophyta; Magnoliopsida; Malpighiales; Salicaceae
Product: histone H2A.Z-specific chaperone CHZ1-like
Exons: 2
Coding region: 133-681 (182 amino acids)
Source: RefSeq, a predicted model, not a curated record